AUGGAGAACUUGUCUAAUAUCAUAGUAUUUAAUCUCAGUGGACUAAAUGAGAUACGGUCUCAUAAAUAUGUCUUUUUUGCUUUUACACUUCUCUUUUACCUGUUGAUCACAUUUUUGAAUCUGACACUAACUGCUACAAUCCUCCUGGAGAAAUCCCUCCAUGAGCCCAUGUACAUCUUCAUCGGUAACUUGAGUGUCAACACCCUGUACGGAACUGCUGGUUUCUAUCCUAAACUCCUGGCUGACUUUCUGUCUGAUACCCAUGUCAUCUCAUUUGCUGGAUGUUUGAUUCAAGUCUUUGUGAUCUACUCUUCUGUUAUGUGUGAAUACACCAUUUUAACAGUGAUGGCCUAUGACAGGUAUGUGGCAAUAUGCAAACCCUUAGACUACCAUUCUAUCAUGAAUAAUGUGACUGCUCAGAAAUUUGUUUUGUUUUUGUGGAUUCUUACAUUCUUUGAAGCAACAGUUACUAUUUUGUUAACUCUCAGACUGCCUUUUUGUGGGUCUCAGAUUGACAAACUGUACUGUGAAAACUGGUCAGUGGUAAAGCUGUCUUGUGUGGACACAACUCUCAACAAUGUUGGUAGUUACAUCAUAGUGAUUUCUUGUAUUUCACAAGCCAUUUUCAUUGUAUGUUCUUACAUCCAGAUUAUCAAAGUGUGUGUAAAGUCUGGGGAAGGUAGGAGAAAGUUUAUGCAGACUUGUUUGCCUCAUUUGAUCACAUUAAUCAACUUCACUUUCACCUCGAUUUCUGAUGUGAUGUUUUCUAGAUAUGGUUCUAGAAACACACCACAGACUCUUCGUAAUAUCUUGGCAGUGGAAUAUCUAGUCAUUCCUCCUCUUCUAAAUCCCCUCAUAUACGGCCUGAAUCUCUCUAAAAUUUAUUUAAGGGUUCGGAGACUUUUUAAAAUGGAAUCUUGGACAUAG
Molecule: messenger RNA, 927 nt
Organism: Lepisosteus oculatus (spotted gar)
Lineage: Eukaryota; Metazoa; Chordata; Actinopteri; Semionotiformes; Lepisosteidae
Product: olfactory receptor 6N1-like
Biological process (GO): G protein-coupled receptor signaling pathway; detection of chemical stimulus involved in sensory perception of smell
Cellular component (GO): membrane
Molecular function (GO): G protein-coupled receptor activity; olfactory receptor activity; odorant binding
Source: RefSeq, a predicted model, not a curated record